This is a messenger RNA of Sabethes cyaneus, 3244 nucleotides long. RefSeq names its product RNA polymerase-associated protein Rtf1 (gene Rtf1). The transcript is spliced from 5 exons. Gene Ontology annotation, molecular function: DNA binding; RNA polymerase II C-terminal domain phosphoserine binding. Lineage: Eukaryota; Metazoa; Arthropoda; Insecta; Diptera; Culicidae. Gene Ontology annotation, cellular component: Cdc73/Paf1 complex. The coding region runs from base 273 to 2636 and encodes 787 amino acids. The record is from RefSeq and is a predicted model, not a curated record.
UCGCGGAAGGCCAUAGUGGAAGUUUGGAACGGUUUUUGGUGGAAUUUUCUUUUGAAUUUUGCUCCUGAGGAGUUCAAAUUCUUUAUACGCCAACCGGAAGCUAUAACUAGCAAACGUGUACUUCCCAUUGCUGCUGAAUCUGGCUACUGGCAUCAAGGUGUACCUAAAAAGUAUUCCCUUGAGGUUUACUUGCUAGGAGCGCUUUGGUUGGUUGGUUCCAGGCACUGACGACGAGAAAAUAGUCUGCGAAAGGAAAGAAUAAGAAAACUAACAUGGUGAAAAGGAAAACUCAACCACUUAUCGAUUCGGACAGCAGCAGCGAUUCCGGAUCCGAGUCCGACUUGGAUUCUGAAUUGCUGUCAUUGGCCAAGAAGAAGAAAACUUCACGCCUUCCGUCCAACUCUCCCGGAAAAUCGUCUGGAUCAGACUCGGACGAUGAUUCGGAACCGGAGGCAGCCGCGCAACGGAGGAAGCGUAACGCAAAACCAUCGUCAUCCUCCGAAUCUGAGCAGGAGGAUGACAAAGCUGAUUCGGAGCCCGAUGAAGAGGAAGCGAACGCUAAGAAACCUGCUGUGAGGAGUGCGCAAAAGCAGAAGGAUGACGAUGAAGCAGAGAAAUCUGAGCUGGAAGAAGGUCAGCUUACAUCUGACGAUGAAUCCGGAUCUGGUUCCGGAGACGACAGUGACGAUGAAAGCGGCAGUAGCAGCAGCAGUGGUGAUUCGGAAUUUGAUGACGGGUAUGAUGAUAAUCUGAUGGGUGAUGAUGCGGAUCGCGCUAGACUGAAUGCUCUUUCUGAGAAAGAGCGAGAAACCGAAAUCUUCAAACGUAUUGAACGACGUGAUGUAAUGAAAACUCGCUGGGAAAUUGAACGAAAACUAAAGCUGGCCAAAAAAGCGGAGCGCGCAAAAGACAAGGAAUCGCAGCCCCCGAAGAAGAAGAGGAAGAAGGACCGCAAGAAGAAGUUGGCACAGCAGAAAGCACUCGAAGAACGUAAGAAGAAGGCGAAACUACCGUCUCCCGAGCCAGAGGAGGCAGUAGUUCCUGUCCCGCAGCAGCCGACCCAGAAGGCUGAUUCCGAGCCUGAAGCUGGCGAAGAAAGUCCUAUUUCGUCACCGGACAAAUCCAAGGAAUCAGAAUACGCUUCUGGAGCGUCCGAUUACUUUGAUCCAAAGGAACGUUCCAAGGAGCGCAAAAAGAAUGUCGAGGCCAAUCGAACGGAUGAUAAGAGAAGCAAUGCCAUGGCUAUGCUGAAGGCAAAACGCGAAGGCAAAGCUAAACGAGAAGAAGAGGAGGCCAAACGAGAAGCUCAACGUAAGGCAGAAACGGAAGAUAAAGACGAACUAGAAGAUGUUCCUGGCGGCAAGUCGUCGCAGAAAUUGAAGGCGUCCGAUAUCUAUUCGGAUGAUUCCGGCAGUUCAAGUGAAGAGGAAAAGAAGCCGAGUGCUGCCGCACCCACUGGUCAACGUUCGCGAUCAGGCUCGAGCAGUGGAAGUGCCAGUGACAGUCGUUCUUCCUCAGAUAGCGAAACCGAAGGCGGUGAAGCAAAGGGCGAAAAGAAAACCACUUCUAGUUCCAGUUCGUCAAGCAAGAAACCGGUCGCCAUCAGCACGCGGGACGAGCUGAACAAGCUGAGAAUUUCGCGGCAUAAAAUUGAACGUUUCAUCAAUCUACCGAUGUUCGAUCAGGUUGUGUUGAACUGUUUCGUGAGAAUUAAUAUCGGCAAUAACAAUGGUCGGCCAGUCUACCGGGUGGCGGAGAUCGUGGGAGUUGUUGAGACAGCGAAAAUUUACCAACUUGGCAAAGGGCGCACCAAUAAAGGCUUUCGACUGCGGCACGGUAGCCAGGAGCGAGUCUUCCGGUUGGAAUUCAUCUCCAACCAGGACUUCACGGACAGUGAGUACCAGAAGUGGCUCAGUGUGUGCGAAGCCACCGGAACGGCACUUCCCAAUGUGGAUAUGAUCGAUAAGAAGCAGCGGGAAAUUAAGGAUGCGGUGACGUACGAAUUUAAGGAUGCCGAUAUCGACAAGAUUAUCGAGGAGAAGAAUCGAUUCCGGCCGCAUCCUACCAAUUAUGCCAUGAAGAAGACAUUGCUGAUGAAGGAACGUGAUGCCGCUCAGCUGCGCGGGGAAGACGAACUGGCACGGGACUUGAAUAUACAAAUACAAGAGCUGGAAGAGCGAGCCAGCUCGCUGGACAAGCGACGAAGCAGCAGUAUUAGCUUGAUAUCCUACAUCAACGAUCGGAACCGCAAGCGCAACGUCGAGGAUGCCGAAAAGGCCAUUAUGGAAGAAGUCCGUGCUACACGGGGUGUGAAAAUCGAAGAUCCGUUCACGCGCCGCCAAACGCAACCACGGAUGUCGUUUAAGGCGUCAGACAAGCGCGAGGAAUUGCCGACCAUCCAGAUGCCGGCGCCUCCACCACCUGGUCAAAAGAAGAAACUGGAUGAAAAGAAAGCUUCUUCCAGCUCCGACAACAAUUUGUACUCAUUGCAUGAUUUUGAAAUCGACCUGGAUGUUCCUUUGCCAAUCGGUUCUGUGAAUGUUCUUCCGAAGCCUGUGGAGAAACCGGUCAAAGAGACCGGUCCGAAACGAUCGCUCAAUCUGGAGGACUACAAGAAGAAGCGAGGUUUAAUCUAAAACUGACUACCUAUCAGUGGCAUUAGUUUUAAGCGGUACAAGCAACCGAAGUAAGUGCUAUAUAUGAACGCUCGCUGAAUAGCACACAGUGCGAGAUAGAUACACGCUUCAUUACACGCACGUAGACGCACUCGAUGCUGACAGCUGAGUUUACUUAGUAUAAAUUGUGUGCAACAUCAUGUUUCUGAAUCUGCGGUAAUCUAGCACGAACCUCAAUUUGAUAAAGAUUCGUUAGUUUUUCCUUACUCCGUUACAAUUUAUAAAACAAAAUAGACGCGUGUGUAUAUUCUGCUCAGUCUAUUCGCAAAAAGUAUCUUACCUAGCUUAGGUUCAAUUGAUUUGUUGCAGUUGCUUGUGUUUAAUAGUAACCAAGAAUUCACAAAUUAUUACUUCAGCGUUUCCGAGCAUUACCGGUUUACGUUUCAGCACCACAAUAGCCUGGUUAGCCAACCGCAUCAUGUGAACAUAGAUUGUCUUCUAAUUUUAUUUAUUUGUAUCAUCCUCUUUUACGGUGUCGAUGAUUGCUAGUUAUGUAAUAUAAUCCAAUUAAUGCUGUAAACAGUUUUAUGCGCAUUACCAGGAAAAUCUUACUGAACGAACAAAUAAAG